Messenger RNA from Mesorhabditis belari, 1452 nucleotides. NCBI's taxonomy places the organism in Eukaryota, Metazoa, Nematoda, Chromadorea, Rhabditida, Rhabditidae. The record is from the annotation of a GenBank genome assembly.
AUGAAUGAUUCCUUGAGUAUCGAUGAACAAUCACAACUCGAAACUCUUUUGGCUGCUCGUGCAACUCUGAAGAUCAUUUUUCUUCCUUUAUAUUCUUUGUGUUUUAUUAUUGGAACAAUUGGAAACAGUAUUGUCAUUGUAAUGACAUGCAAUGUUCUCUCAUCAAUGCAUAAAAGUGGUUUCCAAAGAAGAAGAUCGAUCUCUUCAACAAAUCAUGUUUUCAUUUAUGUUCUUGGCCUUUCCAUCGUCGAUCUUCUUGUCAUUCUUCACCUUCCACUUUUGGUCAUCGAUAUGCUGAAAGGUGGUUGGCUCUUUGGGAGUGUUCUUUGCAAAUUAUAUUGGUUUGGUGAGUCGGUCAACAAAUUAUUGUCUUCGUUUUUGAUGACCGUUCUCUCGUGGGAUCGUUAUAUGGCCGUUUGUUCGCCGGUGAAAUCGAUGAGAAUGCGUUCUCCGGCAAUGGCUCUUUUCGUUCUCAUUCUUUGCUCAAUUGUUGGAGUGGUCCUUCUCUUGCCUGUCCUUAUCAAAUCCGAUGUUGUUUAUUAUGAUGUUGUACACAAAACGGUUCUUGAUUGGAUUCCUGAAGAAAUUGAUGCGGAAACAGUACAAGCAAAAUGUGCAUAUGAACCAGAUUUCGUCUUUAUCAUUUACACAUUUCUUUUCGGUUUUGCCAUUCCUGCCGUGUUUAUUACUGGAUUUUAUGGAGCGGUGAUCAUGUCCCUUCAACGAAACACGAGUCUCGUUCGAAAAACAAGCCUUCGCUCGCGUGAGAAUGGAAUGAGCAAACAGCAUGAACAUUCAGUGAAUCGAGUCAAGCAGGUCACAAAACGCAUCAUAGCCGUGAUUCUUUUCUAUUUCUUUUGCUGGACUCCCCAAUGGACUCUCAAUCUUUUAUUGGUCUCCAAUCUUGUCACAGCUUCUCUUGGAACGCCUGUUAUGACUGCAAUUUUCUUCGGAGCUCAUCUACUUGUUUGUUUCAAUUCGGCUGCAAAUCCUGUUCUUUAUGCAUUAAUCAAUCGAGAACUCCGAGCACAGCACUCAUUGGCUAUGAAUCGAAAGCGACAAUCAAUCGGCAAUGCGACGCAGAAUGCUCUCGAUUUUGUGACAAAGCACACGCAAAAACUCUCAGCCACUCAUCGUCCAUCACUUUUCUCACUUCAAGAUUUGGUGGAAGAGAAGAUCUCUCCUCAAAUCAAUCAUUCAAUUUGCACUCCACCCCGUACUUCAUCUAUCGGUUUCAAUCAAAUCAGUCAACAUAUCGAUUCACUUCGACAUUCUUUCGUCGGCUUCAAAUUUGCUGUUUUUGGGCACAGUAAAACGAAUUCCUCUGGUAACAUCACAAUGAAUGGAGAAUCGACAAAGACGAUUACGCGCUACGCCUCCGAGAGUGUCCUCUCAUCGCUGGGACGUGGCGGCGAAACUGAAGUCAAAUUGGAAACCGGGGAUUCUUUUUUG